CCAAACCAGUGUGGUCACGCCCCUACACCCUCCUAGCCCCGCCCCUCCCGCGCCAACUCGCUGAGGGGGCGGUUGGCGGGAGCGGCGACGAAGGGGAAGGGGGGUCCGCGGUACGAGGGGAGUUGGGUUCUCUCUGUUGCCCUGUGCCGUUCAGCAGGGUGGGGAGCACCGUUCCUGGGAGGCAGAUGGCAGAAAACUAUUUCUGGGACCUUUCAGAAUGCUUAAUGUGUUAUCUGGUAGGAACAAAGGCAAAGCAGAAAAUGGCUGAGCAGCCAAAACUACUUCGUAGACCUCUGCCUCCUAUGCUGCCAUCUCAACUGCCUAUGCCAAGGAAGAAGAUUGGUAAAGCAGGCAGGAGUUUUGGAAAAUACCUAGCUAGAGCGAUGAAGAGUACAAAUGAUAAAAUUGGAAAAGUGGUGUCUGACAGUUUUGUCGGUGCUCAAGGGCAAGACAAGCAGACAGAUGUUUCCUUCAGCCAUGGUCACAUUUCGCAGAAUCUGGGGCAGACCCAGCCCAAAAAUACAUUCCUGUCUGUUCAUCAGAUUUGCCAAAGUCAAACACAAAUCCAACUCAAAGAUCUCCUUCAGUCUCGGUACCUGUCUGGCAGUAUCCAACCCCAAUCUGACCACGUUUCUUCUUGUCCAAUAUGUUUCCAACACAGACGUAUAUGUCAGCUUAAUCAAGGCAGUAAAUUUGGGCAAACACAGAUCCAGUCCAAAACAACAGGUUUUCAUGACCAAAGGAGAGGCUUAAUUUCCUGUGAAACAAGUUUCCCCACAGCAGAAGUGGAGCAGAAGGGCAAUCUAGUUUUUAAGAACAACUCGGCACAUUGGCCUUUACGAGGCAAUGCUGCAAACUUGGUUGAUCAAUAUGAAAUUAUUCCUAUGUGCUCAAGCAGCCAAAUGCCACGCCAAAGUAAGGAGAAAAACGUGUUUUCUGCCCAAAUUCCUAGGAGAGAUUUUAUUCUUACUGAAAGUCCCAAUGGGCCUGAUUACUUCGCAUUUUGCAAAAAUCAUAAAUUCUCUCAUGUGAAGCAUGGAAACUUACAGAGCGCUGGUCCUGCCCAUUCCACUCCUCCUGUAUUUACACUGGGAAGUUUAGCUGCAGUUUCUUCUCUCCAUCUGCCUUUGAAGACAACACUCAAAAAGCCAUUUGUUUCCCGCUACAACUGUGAAGUCCUCAGUAACCGGUUAAUGACUGAAAACAGGAGUUUGCAGACUGAAGUUAACACAGUGAUUUUGUCUGAUAUUGCUUUACCAGCAGAUGAAACAAGAAAGCCUGAGCAACAGAAGUUCCUAGAUGCUAAUGAUGCCCCUGACGGCAGUAGUGUGGAGGAUGACUGGGAAACCAGAUUCCAUUUUAUGGCAAACAAGAAAGAUGAAGAGGAAAAACUGAUGUUCAGAUCCCAAGUGAAAGUAUGGCAUUGCUUCUGGAACCGGAAGACCGCUCUCAGCCUUCAGGCCUACUUUUUGUUUCACCUUCCAGACCUGACCCCUUUGAUGGAUAAUUUGGUCUACCUUAACUUGUCAUUCAAUAAUUUACUCUUCUUUCCGAUGGAGGUGUUUAAUAUUAAAUCUUUACAAGUCCUUGUGCUCCGGAGCAACCCCAUCAGAAUAAUCCCCAAUGACAUUCACAGAUUGAAGUCACUGAAGAAAUUUACAAUUUCCUUUAAUUUGCUAUCAGAACUUCCAUCUGGAUUGUUUUUAUUAGAAGAUCUCCGCUAUCUGGACAUUGCCUAUAAUCAUAUUAGCUUUAUUCCUAAUGAUAUCAAGAACCUCAGAAAGCUUGAGUAUUUGAACACUGAAGGGAACCAGCUCUCUGCUUUGCCAUCUGGGGUUUUGAAUCUUCCACUAAAAUUCCUCAGAAUAGAAAAUAAUUUCAUACACCCUUUGUUAUGGAAUGAAAAGAUUCAGAACCAACCUCAGAAGCUUAUUGAUCUGGCUGCCCUCUGCUUCUCCACAAAUAACCUAAAGGAAAGAUACAACAACAUCACAGAAGAUAUUAAAAAGAUUUUGGAUGAUUUUACUUUCUGUGACUGCUGCAGUGGACCUCGGUAUGGCAAAGGACUUCAGCUUGUCCAAAUGUACAGAAACGUAUUUAAAUGUGGAAGGCUUCGUUUUACUUCUAUGCCUGCUCAUCAUCGUGCCGUAGAAACUUUGUGUCUCAGCCUGAAGCUUGACUACAGUACUUUGUUAAAAGGUAUCCGGAUUGCAGAGAAACCGUGAGUGGGAUAAAAUAGUUCAGAAAUACGA
This is a messenger RNA of Numida meleagris (helmeted guineafowl), 2252 nucleotides long. It is a transcript of the gene LRRC63, whose product is annotated as leucine rich repeat containing 63. The transcript is spliced from 10 exons. NCBI's taxonomy places the organism in Eukaryota, Metazoa, Chordata, Aves, Galliformes, Numididae. The coding region runs from base 186 to 2225 and encodes 679 amino acids. Gene Ontology annotation, molecular function: protein binding. The record is from RefSeq and is a predicted model, not a curated record.